AAUGGCGGCGGCAGAGAAGUUGGGCCAAGUUUGUGUUUUGCAGCUUUCAGGAACAGAAGGUGUCUACAAUGUGCCUAAGAGUAAAACAUCUGAAGCACUUUGUCCUGAAGCUGAAAAAAGUGCUGACUGUUCACUAUUUGAGAACGAUGAGCCAGUAAAAGAUUCUUGUGAAAGCAGGAACUCCUCCAGCAGGCAAAGUAUUCCCAAGCAGCUGGAAGUUCCUAACACACUGAACACAGAUACCAGUUCACACGGACAGGCACCGCAGAUCGAAGGUGUGACUCCAUUUUUAGAGACAGAGGAAGCAUCCUGUGCACGUGGUGAUGAGAGGAGGGACCCUGAUAAUUCCACGUCCGUAAUGUCAGCAUGCAUUAGCACAGUACUGGAGAAUAUAUCCAAUGCCAGCAUUGCAAGUGAAAUGCAAGAUACACCAAAUGAACCUCUGUGUAAAUUACAAAGGAAAGAGAUGCCUACAACAUGCCAAGAACUUCAGAACUAUAGAAGUAGCCUUGCGAUGGAACUCUUGUGGCUGCAACAAGCCAUUGCUAGCCGUAAAAAUGACAUUUUAUCUUUCUCGAACAAGAUGUGGUGUUUCAAGGUUAAUAUUACUAAUUGGGGGUCUGGGUGUGAGGAUGAAUUUAACACAGAUUUUGUUGUAAAAGGCAAUCUAAUUUGUGCCCCUGGUUUUCUUUAGUAAGGUUCUGAUUGCUCGCUGAGGAGAGAAUGCACGGAAUAGAAGCCGGGAAUCUCCCUAAGGAAAUAAAAGAAUUAAAUGCCUGUUGUGCUUAAUUCUCUACAUUUUAUACAAGAGGAAAGCUGAGCAGAAGCCUGGAAUGGGCUAUUAGGCAAAUCCUUGAAUAAGAACCAUAAAUUAAAAUAUAUACUCUGUGUGUCUGUUUAUUUUGGAAUACUGUCUAAUAGUUUCUGUUGUUAUUUUGAUAAUUUCCAGUUGUUACAGAACUUUUCCUCUCCACCUAUUAUCCAUGAGAAAAAAUCAUUAAAAUAUAUUUUUAUAUUAAAUGUAGAGUAAUUCCCUUUUUUCCUGUUUACACCCCUCACGUGGACACUUUAUGAGAAGUAGCAAUAAUCUCCAUCCCUCAAGCACAAUUCUUGUCUUAAAAAUGAUAAAGACUGUCAGCAUUCCCAGCUGUCAAUCUUCAGUUGCAGUUGGUAAUAAAAUUUUGAUCAUGAUUGGAUUUCCAGGAUCUUCAUCACAAUAUUUCAUCUCAUAGCAUUAUAUACACCCGGUGGUCUUAUACGCCAGCCUGUACAAUCCACAAAAAUUAUUAGGGUAAAGGUCAAAUGGCCAGAGUUGCCCUUCUUACCUGCUGCCCUUGGACCUUUGGCUUUUGCUAACCAUGAAAAAUAAUAAUUGGAGGCUAAGCGGAAGCUGCCUCUUCUGGAGAUUGGAACAUAUUUCACCCGUUUCUUGUCUAGUUGAAUAUUCCUGGGCCAGGUAGACCAUAAUAGCUUGACACUUGGUUCAUCUCCAUUAGAAAUCCCUGUGGUCAGGGGUAGUUACCCACUAGAGGGCAGAGAGACUACCUUGUUUAGGAUUACAGUACCAUAUAGCAAUCAUUUUAUUCCUAAUGUUCAUUGCCCUUCUAAUACAUAUUCCUAACAACACAACUUUUAGGUUUAUUUGUGAAAAUUUGGACCAGCAAUUUAAAAAUAAGGCUGAUGGUAAGAGCAUUUUUAAAAAAUUCAUCUUAAGGUCCAUUGCCUGUUGUUUGGCCAUUUUCUUGCUUUUCUGCAUUGUUUGGGUAAAACCCCCUGUAUAUCUCCAUCCAGGUUUCUAUUGAAAUUAAAGUAGUCAGGAGAAUUCUCAAAUAAUUUCUGACAGUGUUCACACACUAGGAUUUUCUGUAUAAUGCUCUUGGCCUGUGUUGUACUACUGUUUCUGUUGCUUUGAGAAACAAAAUGCAUUGCUGCCAUAAGCUAUUUUUACAAAUGGCCUACAGCACAAGAAAGCUGUCAUUGGGAUCCAAGUCAUCAAACAGAAUCAUAAAACAGGAGGCAGGGCACAUACAGAUGUUCUCCAUUCAUUGUGGACUUUGAGUAAUUUGUCAUCAUGGUUUUGGUUUAAUAUUAUUGUCACAUGUACUGAGGUACAGUGAAAAACUUUGUUUUGCAUGCCAUCCAUACAAUGUACAACAGUACAUUGAGGUAGUACAAGGGAAAACUAACAAAAUGUAAAAUAAGAUUACAGAGAAAGUGCAGUGCAGGUAGACAAUAAGCUGCAAGGUCAUAAUGAGGUAGACUAUGAGGUCAAGAGUCCAUCUCAUCGUACUAGGGGACCAUUCAAUAGUCUUACAACAGUGGGAUAGAAGCUGUCCUUGAGCCUGGUGGUAUGUGCUUUCAGGCUUU
Messenger RNA from Pristis pectinata (smalltooth sawfish), 2367 nucleotides. RefSeq names its product IQ motif containing C (gene iqcc). NCBI's taxonomy places the organism in Eukaryota, Metazoa, Chordata, Chondrichthyes, Rhinopristiformes, Pristidae. The record is from RefSeq and is a predicted model, not a curated record. Bases 2 to 694 code for a protein of 230 amino acids. The transcript is spliced from 4 exons.